CAUGGUCUAUCUUAUCAUGUCCUUGAACUUUAAAAUAGAAAUACGCAGUACAGCAGUUAGGUCGACACCCGACUGUACCAUUAAUGCCCACAGGUUCCCAAAAAGUGUUCACACGUUGUUUUUGUUUUGUUAAAUGCCAUCCAGGUAUGCUGUGAUCUGAGGAUAAACCCUAACUAUAUAUGACAAUAAAAUUAUAAAAGCUUUAAUAGGAACUACUGUACGAACAUUUUUAGAUGCUUAAAUGACACGACAGAAGGUAAAGCGCGUUUUGGUGGAAGGUCUUCAUGCAUUAGGGACCAUCUCAUCAGCCAGACCAAACAAUAACACACAUACACACCUACCUUUGAGCAGCGAGCUACUUGUUGCGGCUUGCCUUUUGGUCGAUUUCCUUAACAUUAAUUAUGAUAAGCAUGCAUGUCGCAUAGAUUUAUUUACGUUGAAUCAUUGUGGAAUAUUAUUUGACAAACUCCACAUUAUCGAAACUGGUAUCUUUUUUGUGGAGUUGAGCCUCUAGACAUUGCAAAAUACAUCACAAUUGCAUGAGGCAAAAAGCGAUUCGGAGCCCAUCGACGAUCGUUGCAUGUCUAACCAAAACUGGUCAAUGGGCCUAAGCCAGACAAGGGCUCAAACAGAAGUAAAUAAUAUGUCUGAUUCCUCUGGUGUCAGUUAUGUUUAUACGCCUGGUAGACGGCGUACUAGAGCCUCUUCUAUCAAUCGAACUGCUAAAAAGGUCGUUAGGUCAACUCGUGUCUCAAUGGGUUCGGUAGUGAAGAAAACGACUCCAAUCAGAGCAAGAAGAAAAUCUGAAACAGAGGUAACUUUUAAGAAGCGUGCUUGUGAUGAUUCUAAUUACAUGACACUUUGUUCGGAAAUGAUUCGGCACAGCAAAAGAACAAUUAGAAAUAUGGCAAGAUCAGGCAAUGAAGAACUGCCAGAAAUGGAGGAAAGAAACAUGAUUAAAAAGAUUGCUACACUUACAGAGGAAUUGCAUAAGAAUGAAGAGGAAUUGCAUAAGAAUGAAGAGGAGAUUUGUAGUCUUUAUGAUUGUUUACAAAAAACAGAGGAGGAUUCAGAAAAGGCGAAAAUGGAGAUGACUGAAAAAAUUCAAGCUCAGAACGAGGAAAUUGAGAACCUUCAUAGAGAGAUGUGUAAGAGCAGAGGGCUAUCUGUGAGGUUGAGACGUGGCAGUUUCAGUUUGUGCGAAACCUAUAUUGCAAGCUCAUCCCAAAUACCACAGUGUUUUAUUUCAAAUGGUCAGGAAUUGGAACCGUUACAAACAACAAAGAGUUUAUCUCGCGGUAAAGGAAGCUUUGCAAGUUGUGUUCCGUUUAUCUACCGAGGCACUCAGGUUUGUGUGAAGUCGUUCUUUACAGGAAGGGUAGGCACCACCCCCGAGGAAGCCGAGGAGAAUAUGCUUCAUGAGGCCUCAAUUUUGCUGAAAUUAAAAGACAACGCUGGUAUACCAAAACUUUUACUUGUUAUCAUGGAAUCCGCAAAUAAGCAGAUAUCUUCUACUAGUCUUGUACUAAGUUACCAUGGCAUGGAUGGACAAUCCACAACUCUACAACGUAUUCUAGAUAAUCCUAGAGUUUAUGAACUAUCUGAAGAUAUUUGGUUUAACAUUGCAAAUGCUAUGUGUGAUGUCUUAGAAUCAAUUCACGACAGUGGUAUAAUCCAUGCGGAUCUGAAAUCUGAGAAUGUUAUCGUAGAUAACAAUUACCAACCUGUCAUUGUUGACUAUGGUCGAUCUUGCUUGGACUCAAGUCCUAGAUAUGAACCAACAAUUUUAGACCCCCAAAAGUAUGACUGGAUCGCACCAGAGGUAUGUCUCCGUGCAAGUCCACACUCGUACGAAAGUGAUAUAUACUCACUGGGUACACUUUUUUUGGAUAUCAUCAAUCAAGGACGCGUAAACUCUAAUAAACUCUCUACUGCGGCACACUUGUGUCACCAUCGUGCUGAAUUUCGUCCCAAGAUUGUAAAAGUGAAAAGUAUUAUAAAUAAGAAUACCAAAUCCCGUCUCAUGUGUCAAUUAAGAAGAUGUCGCCUUUCAACAAUAUAAAUCAAAGGUUUAUUUGUCUUACAGGGAAUUUAAAAAUGCAAGUUGAUUAAGUUUCCCUCUAAAUAGGCUCAUUUGUGUUUGUUUACUUUUUUGCAUGAAAUGCAUUUCCAUUGGUUCCAUAAUUAAACUGAUCAAAUCAGAAUGUUUCUCUGGUGCUGAAUAAAACCAUCUCAGCUAGAAAGUAUUAUGAUUCUCUUUUUUACAAUAUUCAGAAAUGUUAAUCAUUAGGUUCAUAGAGCUGCCUAACAUUACUAUAGUACCUUUAUAUUAAUCAUUUGUGGAGCAGAUGGUGUAGGAUUUCUGAUUCAGAUUUCCUGUAUAAAGCAUUAUUUUUUUAUUCUAAGCAUUAUCAUCAUUCAUGUUGCAUAUUGCUUAAAACCUGUGGUUUAAAGAUAAAUAUGACUAAGUAUUAUAUGAUGGUUUUAAUAUGUUUAGUUUUUGGUAUAUGCAGGAAGGAAGUCUAUGUUAAUAAUUUCAUGGUCUAAGCUUCAGGCCUACAUGUUUUUGUAUGUCCUGUAUGUUAAGCCAGGCACUCACUGCAUCGUACAACCCUUUGACAAAUCCAGGUGAGUGCUAGAUGACGCGAGGCCGUCUACUGAUAGUUGGUGGCGGUCUUAAUGGAUUGUCAUUAAAAAUUACAGUAUCCAUUGCGAGCAUGUAGUUGCGUUCUUUAAAAAGUCGCGUCGGCCGACAACCGUCUGGGGCAGUGAAUGUAGCGUGUUUGCAUACAAACUAUGGCACAUUCUUAUACCAUUGCUUUGCUACCAUGGCUAUAGUAGGAUAGUAACGUAAAAAAGACAAAUAAACUAACGAGGCUACCAUCUACCUAAAUUUAUAUACUAAAUAUAAACAAGGAUGUUUUAUUUGUACAUAUGGUUUGAGUAAGGUGAAGUACUUAGAGUUCAGUGUCAGUGUUUGUAAUUAAUAUGACUAAGCUCACCUUACCAAAGCACCCCACAGCAUGUUAUAUAUUGAUAUGUUGGCCACCUUGUACCAUACUACAGGAUUCGAUUCUUUAACAGGCAUAUAAACAAUUGUUUUAUAAGGGGCUAUUUAUAGUCUGAGAUCUAGGACUCAAAAGGCAUUAGCCAACCUGGUUUCCUGCCAACUACCCACCUGAUUUUUUUUUCAAUAGCUUUAAUACCAAUUUAAUCAUUCCAUCUAUCUGAUAUUAGUGUAUCUUCUUGAAGAUGAUUUUUGUUCAUGAUGUUGUAUGUAUUAAUAUGCAUUACUUGUGUUGUGCAAGUUCUUGGGUGUGGCAAAUUGUAAAGUGAUAAGUAAAGAGAGGCUUUAUCCAUUUUGAUACAGUACAUGAAUGUAAGGAUGUGUUUUUCGUGUCAAAAUAAUCCUUCAUACUGUACCUUUUCAGUCUUUUAAUACAGUAACUAUUUUAUUAUUGGAUGUGCAGUAUAGUAUCCAGAUGUUACCUUUUGUGUGCAUAGUGUUAUAUAAAAGUAAAAAUUUUAAAUUUUAAGUAUUUUCUUAAUUGUGAAUACUUUUAUAUGUAGCUUGUAUGCAAUCUGAUGAAUAUAGUCUUAUAUGUUACAGAAAUGUACAUUGGUGAGACAGCCAUAUCUGAUGAUAAUACACUGUGCUACAGUUUUGUAAUUCAAAGAUUAAUUUUCUAUAAUUUUUUUCUUUAAGGCGAGACUUUUUUAUACCAUGAUUCACAAAAUUUUUUUUUUUAAGAUCGUCAGAGGCGGGCAGAAAGAAAAAAUGGAAUUAAAUUGUAUUUUCUUAUUUAGCAAAUAGUUUUGUCAAAAACAUCCAGACCAGUGGCGUCUCACUCAGUCGCUGACAGGGGGGUGGAGCGCCAGGGCCUCCAGCACGAGGGGCCCCGACACUCUAGUUUAAAAAAUAUAAUAUAAACUGCAAUACCAUUGUUUUAUUCAGUGGGGCCCCGACAAUUUAAACUGUCAGGAAAAACUUGGUCUGGGACCAAAAUCGGUUCGCCAGACCAAUUUUGGCUUUAAAAUUACCUGUCAAAUGUAGUCCACAUAGCGGUCCGCCGUCUAUUUAGUAAGUUUACAGUAACUUGUAUUUUUAUAACUUUGUUAUUUACUUUCAAAACAAAAUUUAAUGACAAGAAAGAUCGACGUUUCGGGUCCAUCGUGGAACCAUUCUCAAGAUCAAGUAAAUUGAAAAAACUAAAAACAAAAAUACCAGUGACAGGAAGUAAUUAAUUUACAUAUCAAUAGGGCCAACUGUGUGGAGCCAUAGUGGAGCUAAGCUGAUGUAUAAUUUAGUCCUUCUUAGCAGCUUAACUAAACAGUUUGGCUUUGACUGAAUCAGUUUGUUAAGUGUAGGUUUCAGUUCUUUGAUCCAAAGCAUUUCUUUAAUUAAGCAAUCAAACUUGGAUUUGCACUUAGAUAAAACCUUGAAAUAAUUAUUUACUUUCAAUCAAAUGAUAGGGCUCUGUAAUCUAUGUUGGGUUUUUUCCAUAAAAUUGUCUGAAAUACACUUCAUAUACAGUAACAGAUCUUAUUUUUGAAGAUUUCAAGGCAGUUGCAGGCGUAAUAAAAAUUUAAAAUUUUUCUUCUGAAAUUUCCAUUUGUUGUGGCGGCGGGUGCAUUAAUUGGACAAAAAUAAAAUUUCAUUUUUAUUCGAAAUUAUCAUUAUUGGCGGACGGCGGGUUUGCUAAAAGGUACAAAAAAAAUCUGGCCUAAUCAAAGAUUAUGCAUUGUUCAAUUUUUGUUUCAAAUUGAAAUGUAGUGUAGUUGGAGUUUUUGAUAUUUUGCAAUGUUUUAUACAGUAAAGUUUAAAACAGUAAAAUGAUUCACUGGGAUGAUUUGAGGCAAGUUACUAUAAGUUUUUAUAUUAUACAGAAAGUUGUUUAUUUUUCGUUUUUGUAUUACAAAGGUUUAAAUGACUAGGCCUAGUAAUUGCAUGAUUUGUAAAUGGGGAAAUGUAAUUCUUCAUGUUGAUAACUGGUGCUUUAUUAUGAAUAUUCAUAUUUGAUAAUAAAUAUUCAUACUUGAUAAUGAAUAUUCAUAUUUGAUUACAAAUAUUCAUUGAUGUAGGUAUGCAUAUUCAUAUUUGUUACUCCAUAAACUGUGUUAUCAAGUUAUUUUAGCUCUCUUAGUAGAAAUGUGGUUUGAAUUUUAGAAGUUUUUAACUUCAGCACCUUGAUUUUUACUUAUACCAUACUCUAAUACAGUAUGUCAGUAAAUAAACGAAAGAAAGUUUUAGUACUGUAAUUUUGUGGAUAUUCUAGUUUAUUUUCUAUCACUAAAAUGAUGUUAUAUGUUCCAAUCAGUUAUCAAUGUUUUUCCCCAACUUACAGAAAUAUUAAUAAUAUUGUACUAGACAUAAAAGGUGCUUGGUGUAUUGUUAUAUUGUAUUGCAUAUUACAAGGAAUAAAUAUUGCUUUAAAUACAGUA
Anneissia japonica is the source of this 5442-nucleotide messenger RNA. RefSeq names its product probable serine/threonine-protein kinase DDB_G0271682. NCBI's taxonomy places the organism in Eukaryota, Metazoa, Echinodermata, Crinoidea, Comatulida, Comatulidae. The transcript has 3 exons. Gene Ontology annotation, molecular function: protein serine/threonine kinase activity; ATP binding. The record is from RefSeq and is a predicted model, not a curated record. Gene Ontology annotation, biological process: protein phosphorylation. Bases 581 to 2062 code for a protein of 493 amino acids.